Molecule: messenger RNA, 2106 nt
Organism: Gymnodraco acuticeps
Lineage: Eukaryota; Metazoa; Chordata; Actinopteri; Perciformes; Bathydraconidae
Gene: pdia3
Product: protein disulfide isomerase family A, member 3
Exons: 13
Coding region: 170-1657 (495 amino acids)
Biological process (GO): response to endoplasmic reticulum stress; protein folding
Cellular component (GO): cell surface; endoplasmic reticulum
Molecular function (GO): protein disulfide isomerase activity
Source: RefSeq, a predicted model, not a curated record
GUAACUGCACAUCUCAAUCGUUCGCCAACAUCAGCCUCCAGUCUGCUUCAUUAGGCCCUGUCGGAGGAGCUUUCAGCCGCACAAGAGCUGAAGAGGAAGAGGAGGGCUGCCCACAGAAACGAUUUGCAUCUUUUUACUUUGUUAAACAAAGUAAAAAAGCCCUUUUAACAUGUUGAGGGUGCUGGUUUUGGCUGCCCUCGCCGGCUUCAUCGGGGCCAGCGACGUGCAUGACUACACGGAUGAUGAUUUCGAAAGCAAAAUUGGACUCCAUGGUCUGGCUCUUGUGGAGUUUUUUGCCCCAUGGUGUGGCCACUGUAAGCGACUGGCACCUGAGUACGAGGUAGCCGCCACUCGUCUGAAAGGAAACGUCGCUCUGGUCAAGGUGGACUGCACAACCAGCAGCAACGUAUGCAGCAAAUAUGGUGUCAGUGGGUACCCGACCCUGAAGAUCUUCAGAGAUGGAGAGGAGACGGGUCCCUAUGAUGGUCCCAGGACUGCAGAUGGGAUUGUCAGUUUCCUGAAGAAGCAGGGUGGACCAGCUUCUGUGGAGCUCAAGACCGAGGCAGACUUGGCCAAAUACACCUCAGACUCAGACGCAAGUGUUGUUGGGUUCUUUGCUGAUGAGAAGAGCACAGCUCAGGCAGAGUUCGCCAAGGCCGCCAACGCCUUGAGGGAGAACUACCGCUUCGCCCACACCAACUCUGAGGCUCUCCUCGCAAGCCAUGGUGUUGAUGCAGAGGGAGUCGUCCUGUUCCGCCCACCAAGACUCAACAACAAGUUUGAAGACGGCACCGUCCAAUUCAGCGGGGACGUUUACACAAGCAACAAAAUCAAGAAGUUCAUCCAAGACAACAUCUUUGGAAUCUGCCCACACAUGACAGACGACAACAAAGACCAGAUCCGGGGGGAAGACCUGCUGGUGGCUUAUUAUGAGGUUGAUUAUGAAAAGAAUCCCAAGGGCUCCAACUACUGGAGGAACAGGGUGAUGAAGGUAGCCAAGGUCUUCCUGGAUCAGGGCAAGAGUCUGAACUUCGCCGUGGCCAGCAAGAGCGCCUUCGGCCAGGAUGUGUCCGAGUUCGGCAUGGAUGGAAGUUCAGGAGAGCUCCCCCUGGUGGCCAUCCGCACCAGCAAGGGAGACAAAUACAUCAUGGCUGAGGAGUUCUCUCGUGAUGGCAAAGCUCUGGAGCGUUUCCUGCAGGCUUACUUUGACGGCUCGUUGAAGCGUUACCUCAAAUCAGAGCCCAUCCCAGAGAGCAACGACGGACCCGUCAAGGUUCUUGUGGCAGAGAACUUCGACUCCAUCGUGAACGACGACAGCAAAGACGUGCUGAUCGAGUUUUACGCUCCGUGGUGCGGACACUGCAAGACCCUGGAGCCCAAAUUCAACGAGCUGGGAGAGAAGCUCGGCAAUGAUCCCAACGUUGUCAUUGCAAAGAUGGACGCCACAGCAAACGAUGUGCCAUCUCCAUAUGAAGUCAGCGGAUUCCCCACACUGUACUUUUCCCCAGCUGGAAGCAAGACGAGCCCGAAGAAAUACGAGGGCGGCCGCGAGGUGAGCGACUUCAUCGCCUACCUGAAGAAGGAGGCCACCAACACUCUGGUGGUGGAGGAGGAGAGCAAGAAGAAGAACGACGACGACGAUAAGAUCGAGCUAUAAAAGCUCCAAACAGGAACUCAACAUCCCCUUCACAACAGGAGGAGGAGGAUUGGGGGAAUUCAUGCAAACAAAGGACUAAAUUAUAUUCCACUCUCUUAGUGAACUACCGAAUGCUCUGAGGCCGAAACAGACGGUCCCUUUAGGUCCUCCGCUGCUCUGGGAAAUCUGUGGAAGGAGGAGGUGGCCAGGGCCUGCCCGAUGUUUAAAAACAAAUUCUUAGGGAAGAGGGGACAGCUUUUUGAAAAUUGAGAUUUUUAUUUCCCUUGGUGUGUCUUCUGCACCUCAGGCUGAUGCACUUUGGUUUGACGCCAGUCAUCUGUCGCUCUGUUUUUUUUUUUUGUCGUCGUCACGGGGAUAAUGGUAAUGGUGAAAUCCUUUUUUCUUUUGUAACGUCUUUGUUUUUGUACAUUUGGAAGGAUUGUGAAAUAAAAAGGCCCACAAAACCAAAA